This is a messenger RNA of Chironomus riparius, 617 nucleotides long. The record is from the annotation of a GenBank genome assembly. NCBI's taxonomy places the organism in Eukaryota, Metazoa, Arthropoda, Insecta, Diptera, Chironomidae.
AUGGAACUGCUCAUAAUCUUCGCAAUUUUGAUAAAAUUGUCAUCUUGCAUAGAAACUCAUUUUGGAUCAUGUCCACAUGUAUCACCAAGAUCCAACAUAACAAUAGGAAAUAUAUCAGGAAUUUGGUAUGACAUCAUGAAAUAUCAGUCAAUAUUUGCAAAAGGACGUUGCAUAUCAUUCAAUAUUCAUGACAUCCCAAACAACAUAAUAAGCAUAACAGUCUCAGAACAAAAUGAUGGAGAAAUAGAAAAUUCAACACGCAGAGGAAAAGUUCAUAGUGAUGGAAGCUUCGAGUUCAGCUUUACAUUCUUGAAAUUUUCUGCAACAUUCUACAUUUUGGACACUGAUUACCACAACUAUAUAGUCGGAUUUGGAUGUAAAGACGUAGCAUAUAUGGUCAACAUGCAAAUGGCAAUUAUUUGGGGACGAGAACGAGAGUUGAGUGAUGUGUACAUAUCCAAAGCAUAUGACGUGCUCAAAAACAACAAAAUAUCUACAGCUGGAUUGGAAAAAAGUGAACAAAGUCGAUGUCAUUGAAAUAUUUGUUGUGGUAUCUUACAGGAAGUUGUUAUGGUUUUUUUUUUUUUUGUGAAAAUGUUCUUGCAUUUCUGAUUGAA